AUGGUCGCCCGUAAAAAAUCGGCAAAGUCCCACAAACGAGACAAAUCCGGCUCCCGCGAUGCAUCGGCCGCAGCCUCCACCAGGAAAGUCACCGUAGGCACGCAGAUUGCCAAGCAGAUCAUUAAAGGCCAGACGGGAGCCCCGGGGGAGUUUCGGUUGGAGGAUUUGAAUGAGGGGGUUUUGCAGGCGAGGCUGGAUACGUUGGAAAUGGAGCUGGAUGACUAUAAGAGGAAAUGCGAAGGAUUAAAGAAAGAGAACGACUGGUACCGAACCGAAAUCGAGUCUUGCCAGCAAGAUACGGCCGAAUACGUUACCUACCUCGAAUCCAAAAAGUCUGAAAAGCAGUCCGCGAUCGACUCGUUGAUCGACGGCAGCAAAAAGGAUUUCGAAGCGUUUCUGGAGAGGAAGAAGGAGAAGGAGAAGGCUAACCAGGCGCGGAUCGAUGAGCUGAAGGUUAUGAUAGCCGAUCUUGAGGAGAAGAUCGAAGUCAAACAGCAGGAGGUCAACGGCCUCUCAGAUGUCAUGGCACAUCGAGCACGGCACGAAGCGGAGAUAGCGAGCGUGCAGAAAGAGAUGCAGGAGUCCGAACGGCAGCACCGGGUACAGAUGCAAGAGUUGGAACGGACGUUGUUGGAGGAACGGAUCAAAGUGCAGAAGGAGACGGAUACAAGGAUUAGGGAGAUGGAGAGUGCUGCUCAUGAGAAAGCACACGGCUACCUCAUGUCGCACAUCGCCUCACUCGACGCCGAAAACGAAACGCUCUCAACCCACCUCCGUCACAUCGUCCAGCAAACCGAGCAUCUCCUCGCGCAAAAGCAAGAGUUAGAGCAACGGAACAAGCAGCUCGCGCGGGACGCCAUGGUAAGGAGCGAGAUGGUCCAGCUCCGACUCGCCAAGGUGCAGGACUAUGAGCUUCGGCGAGGACGGGGCCGGGAAAAGGAGAGGAAGUUGACGAGGGAGGGGCGGAAGAACGCGAUGGUGAAGUUGGCGAGGGCGAAGGAGGUGGUACAGGCGGGGCUUGGCACUACUGCGAGUGAAGGGUCAAGGCCUGGCUCGUCGCUGACGACGAUGAAGGCAGGGUCGAAGAAGCCUGGGGUGGUGGCGGAGGUCAUCUUCAAUACGUCGGCGUCUCAGGCGGGGCAGAAAGCGUUGGCGGAAUUGACCGUGGACGAGGCGGAUUUGGACUGGUCGGAUGAGGAGGACGAUGAAUAUUUGUGA
This is a messenger RNA of Fimicolochytrium jonesii, 1218 nucleotides long. RefSeq lists its product as uncharacterized. The record is from RefSeq and is a predicted model, not a curated record. The transcript has 7 exons. The coding region runs from base 1 to 1218 and encodes 405 amino acids. NCBI's taxonomy places the organism in Eukaryota, Fungi, Chytridiomycota, Chytridiomycetes, Spizellomycetales, Powellomycetaceae.